This is a messenger RNA of Acinonyx jubatus (cheetah), 695 nucleotides long. Its product is annotated as serum amyloid A protein-like. Gene Ontology annotation, cellular component: extracellular region. The coding region runs from base 161 to 553 and encodes 130 amino acids. The record is from RefSeq and is a predicted model, not a curated record. NCBI's taxonomy places the organism in Eukaryota, Metazoa, Chordata, Mammalia, Carnivora, Felidae. The transcript has 4 exons.
AAAGGAAUUUCCCAAAUCUCAGUGUUUUUGCUUCACACCUGCUUUCCCACCCACUCCCCUAGCAGAGUGUCAGUAUAUAUAAUGCCAGCCCCCCUCACAGGCAGGAGACACGGGCAGCUCAGCCUCCCCAGGAGCCUCGGCACGAAGGGACAGCCAAAGGAUGAAGCUUUUCGUGGGCAUCCUGUUGUGCUCCCUGGUCCUGGGCGUCAGCAGCCAAAGAUGGCUCACGUUCCUCAAGGAAGCUGGUCAAGGGACUAAAGACAUGUGGAGAGCCUACUCUGACAUGAGAGAAGCCAAUUACAAAGGUGCAGACAAAUACUUCCACGCCCGGGGGAACUAUGAUGCCGCACAGAGGGGACCUGGGGGUGCUUGGGCGGCCAAAGUGAUCAGCAAUGCCAGAGAGAAUUCUCAGAGACUCACAGACUUUUUCAGACACGGAAGCAGCGGCCACGGAGCAGAGGACUCGAAGGCUGACCAGGCCGCCAAUGAAUGGGGCCGGAGCGGCAAAGACCCCAACCACUUUCGACCUGCUGGCCUGCCUAGCAAGUACUGAGCUUCCUCUUUGCUCAGCACUCAGGAGAGGGGCUGGGAGCCCUCUGAGGGCAGGGACGGGGAAUCAUUGAGUUCUCUGUCCACAGAGGCUGAUGGAGGGCACCUGACAGGUGUCUAAUAAAUGCUUAAGAGAUUGUUGAAAA